AAAGUCACAUGAUUGGCCAAGAUGGAGGAGGUGGAUAACAUCAUUAUCCAUUCCUUGAAAUCCAUUGACUGCGACCUUGACGAUGAUAUUGUCAGUCUGAAACAGUUUAAUACAGAGCUUAUUGUCUCAACCAUCGUGAGUUGCAUCAAGUUCAUCAACAAUGAGAUUGACUUGCCAAACACGCUCCCACCGGGCAUGUCUGCUCGCUUCAGAAUGGGAGCCAGCCUGGCCAACUGUAUUCAGGAUCUUGGAUACCGUGGAGACCUGGGCUACCAAACAUUCCUGUAUUCCAAUGAGAGUGAAAUCAGGAAGAUAUUUAUGUUCCUGGUUGAGAAGCUACCUAAAGAUACCUCCCAGACAGCUGAGGAACCACUAGGAUCCUCUGUGCUGCUGCAGAGAGCAAUCUCCGCUGUUAUUUCUCGGCAGAUGCAGUCGCCAUGGACACCACCAUAUUUAAAAAAUAAGGGCGUCACAUGGCGGGGGAAACCACCUACUUGGCAGAGAGAGAGUGCAUGUUGCAUGCAUAACUUCCAUGCAUCACACCUGACUGCACCGGAGGGAAUAGCUGAUCUCAGCAAGAAAAUACCGAAAGAGCUGCGAGCCUACUACAGUCAGAGCCUCCCAUUUGUUACAAAGCAGACGUUGCACCAUUUUGACACUGCACCCUCUGUGAUUGAACAGAACUCGUGUGAAGUUGUAGCGCACCAGGAGUGGGAGACUGAGUGGAACCAGUCGGGGCUGGCAUCCAGGCUGUCCCAGCAGGAAUUCCGAGCCAAAAAGAAACUGAAGAUACAGCGAAUGAUAUCUGACCGUCUGCGUCAGGACGCACAGAGGCGAGAAGGAGCUCGGGAAGCAGACAUGCUCCGUGACCUUCAACAAGUCAUUUCCUCUUCAGCAAUCCGAGCCAAGUCGGGAGUCAAAACGAAAGGCUCACGGUUUGCUCAUACAGAAAAACUUAUGUUUGGAAAGGAUGAUGAGAAGACCAUGGCCCAGAUUGGUGGAGAAGUGCCAACCAAAGAUACAGAAGAGGAGCAGAAACAGAAACGAGAGGAGGAGGUUGAGUCUCUGCGUGCGGAGUUGGGGGAGCUGGCGUCACGACUUGAACAACUGGACACUGAGAACCGCAAGUUUGCAGCCAGUCAGCAGCAGAUGCAGGACGCCAUAAGUACGGAUACUCGCAAGAUGGAUGACAAGGAGCAAGCAUACAGGGUCAAGAAGAGGACACUAGAUCUGCUACCUGAUGCUGAGAAUAACAUAGCCAAAUUACAGGAACUGGUGGACAAUAGUGGCAAGAAACUGAUCCUCCUUGCAUCCAAGUGGGAGGAACACAGGGCGCCACUCAUCGACCAGUACCGAGAACUCCGCGACCUCAACUCAAAGAAAGAGUCCGAAGCCCAGAAGAAACUGGAGGAGAUCAAGGCAUUCCGUGCUCGAAUGAAGGAGGUCGCUGAUGAUACUCGCCACAAAGAGGAGCUUCACAAACAACUGCAAUCAGAGUAUGAAAGGAUGACCAAAGAUGUAAACAGGUCAGCAUAUACACGGAAAAUUAUGGAAAUCGUAGGGAAUAUAAAGAAACAGAAACAAGAGAUAGACAAGGUAUUAGUGGAUACAAGAGAAAUCCAAAAGGAAAUAAACUCUUUAUCAGGAAAAAUUGAUAGAACGUUUAUUGUCACCGAUGAGUUGAUAUUUAAGGAUGCCAAGAAGGAUGAGGCGGUGAAGAAAGCUUACAGAUUUCUUGCUGCUCUACAUGAAAACUGUGACCACCUGAUCAAGACUGUGGAGGAGACAGGAGUCAUCAUGAGGGAGAUCCGAGAUCUGGAGGACCAGAUUGAAAAUGAGAGUAAGAAUAAGGUGCUAGCUAACUUGGAAAAGAUCACGGCUGACUUCCAACAGAUGAAGAAGGAGAACUCUGCCAUGAUUGCCAAAAUAAAACAACAGUCAUAAUUAAAUCCUUCCAAAGAUUUGUUCAUAAUAAUUAUCUAAUUCUGAUGCUCCUUUUAGGAGGAAAACAGCACUUGAUGAACUACCAUGAGGAAUAUGUGGGCUAGUUUCAGUUUGAGACUAACUUUGGAUUGCCUUAUGACACUUUAUCAAUACUCUGUUAUAUUCAAAUAUGCUGCUCAUAUUCACCAAAGAUGAUCACCCAGUGGUAACCUGAGUUUGUGACCUAGAUUUGAUCUGAAGAUGUGUAACACACACUCAGGUGUUAGAGAGUUUGCUUUAGGAAAUUUGAUGGCAGGUAAAUAUUGUCUUCGGGAGGUUAAGUCGUAAACAUUUCAUGCUGUGGAUAUACCAUUCACAAACAAAAAUAAAUUUCUCCAGGAAAUUCAUACACUGAAAGAUAUUUGUUUGAAAAAUCAUACUAUUCACAUUUCCACACAGAUUCCAGCUUCCACUCCCAGACACACAUGUUCGCAGACAUUCUAAUCUAUUAUAGGUCAAGAACAACAAAUCCUAGUCACAGAUGUCGGGAACCGAACUUGUGCUUCCAUUGACAAUAUUUCUUGUCAGUAAUUUGUAUAAAGUAUUUGUUGUUUGUCAAUGAUCAGGUGCUGAUGUUAGGUUGUUCCUUACUAAAGCAGCACCAGGCAAUACCCUUGCUUAACCUCAAGCUAACACUUGACUUGGAGAGGUCUCACUUUGACUGGUUCCAUUGGUGGUUCGCAGAGCCAGUUUUGCACUUUUAGUCAAUGUGCAGCGCCAAAAACCUGUAUAAAUCUGUACAUUGUAAAUGUCCAUUUGUAGAUGCACGUGCAUGGCAAUAUUGAGUACAUGAACAUGAAUACUCAUACAUGUCUACACAUUGAAAGUUUGUUUUGCAUGAUAAACUUGACAACAAACGUCUCUGCUAAUGUGUGAUUUCAACAGAGCGAUUUUAGUUCACAAUAGUCCACUGUCUGAGUUGUAUUUUAUUCAGAGGACCAGUGAAUGCUUUUUUCAUGAUUACUCCUUAAGUAAUGUUAAAAUGCCUUUUCAUUUGAAAAGAUAAAAGUAAUUUUAUCAUUAUAUUUUUUGCGAAAGGAAAAGGUUUUUAUCUAAUUGUUGACAUUUUUCAAAUAUUAAGUAUAUACAGUUAUACUGUGGACUGGGUGUGUCUAUGCACAAUACCCUGGUGUAAACACCCAUGAGGAGGCUCAGUAUUUAUAGAUGUGAAGUAGCAGGGAUAAAGGGAACUGUGGCAUUAUACAAUAAUCACUCAUGCUUCUUCGAAAUGUAAAACCGGCCAGUCGAUGACAUCAUCUAUAGGCUGGUGUGUACUAAAGUAUCUUGGAAAGGUAAUCAAUAUACCUUUUGUUUUUAUCAUAUGUUUUGUUUUCUUGUAUAUGUUUAUGAAUUAUGAAUAGCUUCAUGAUCCACUGCCCGAUACAUAAUAAACCAUGUGAUACGUUGUACAGUGUUGUCAAGGACUGGGCAAACACAGGAGAUUGUACCUGCAGAACACCGGCUUCAAGUACUGUUAGUCUAACAGUACUUUACUGUCUGUGAAUAUAAUGUCAGUGUUAGGCAGUAACAGUCUCAAUUGUCUCCUGGAACAGAUUCCACUGGGUGUAGCAGGGGUGAGUGAGUGAAUUUAGUUUUAUGCUGCACUCACCAAUAUUCCAGCUAUAUGGUGGUGGUAUGUAAAUAAUCAAGUCUGGACCAGACAGUCCAGUGAUCAACAGCAAGAGCAUCGAUCUGUGCAAUUGGGAACUGAUGACGUGUUAACCAAGUCAGUGAGCCUGACCACCGAUCCCGUUAGUCGCCUCUUACGGGUGUAGCAGGGGAUAUCAGAUGAAGGAUCACUUAUAAUCAGUGAUGGCACAAGGUGUUCAUGAUAAUGGUAAGCUUGUCUCAUGCUGCAGUUCAAACUUCUCACACUCAUGGGAAUGUAACUGAAUGACAUAAAGCUAGAAAGAUAGUGAAUCUUGCUUAAAACAACUUCACAAAUAAUUACUGGUUAAAGGAAGUCAUUGAAUGAUAUUUUAAGACCGGAAUACCUAGAUUAACAUGUAACCUAACAGGAGAUGCUAGCUACCAAAGAUACCAGUGUUCUAACCUCUACAACAGUGUAUAAAGGUGUGUCUUUAUUAUUUGUACCUAUGUCAUCAUAUAAAUGCAGGAGUGGAUUCCACAAAGCAAUUACUGUGCUAUUAUUAUUGUAAGACCGUAUUUGAAGUAUGGGAGUUUUGGUAGUCUUAGUUGAAAGAUUGUUUUGCAGAAUAUUGCCGAAAUCCGAAGAUAAACUGAUUUUCAAUGAGUUAAUGUAAUUCGUUACUGAAUUAAUGCCUGUAGCCUGAGUCUGUUCCAAAACAUGAAGUACUGUCAAGUGUCAUGGUUGAAACAACUGCAUGAGAUAUGUCAACUGAAAGUGGUUCUGAGUUCAAAUCUCAAUGGUUCUUGGUUUGUCUGCACCACAGCCCGGCUCAUUGAUUUCAUUAGUGUACCUGCUUACAAACGGAAUCACUGUGGCGUUCCUUCCACACGAUGUGCAAUAACAGGUACUGAUUAUAGUGGAAUCAGGAAACUGAACAUUUCAAUGUAUAUUUACAUGACAACACUUGAGAUAAUUAUAUGUAAUGGCCAGUGAACAAGUGUACAGUGUACAAGCUUGCCUAUUGUUGAUUGUAUAAAGAUAAUGAUACGCAAAA
Haliotis rubra (blacklip abalone) is the source of this 4628-nucleotide messenger RNA. Its product is annotated as coiled-coil domain-containing protein 22 homolog. The record is from RefSeq and is a predicted model, not a curated record. Gene Ontology annotation, molecular function: cullin family protein binding. Gene Ontology annotation, biological process: positive regulation of ubiquitin-dependent protein catabolic process. Lineage: Eukaryota; Metazoa; Mollusca; Gastropoda; Lepetellida; Haliotidae.